Molecule: messenger RNA, 787 nt
Organism: Mytilus californianus (California mussel)
Lineage: Eukaryota; Metazoa; Mollusca; Bivalvia; Mytilida; Mytilidae
Product: catechol O-methyltransferase-like
Exons: 6
Coding region: 35-787 (250 amino acids)
Molecular function (GO): S-adenosylmethionine-dependent methyltransferase activity; O-methyltransferase activity
Source: RefSeq, a predicted model, not a curated record
UCAUAACAAGAAGUCACACGAACCGACACGCAUAAUGUCAGAUAAAAUCAGUUAUGAUCCUGCAUUGACAAAACUGUGGGAAGUGAAAAAAGAAGCAGAAAAGUUAGGUCUUCCUGAAACCAUCAUGUCGGGUCUACAAGCUGUUGAGGAUCUAUUUGAGGCAAGAGAAGCCUACUGCGAUGGUAAAACGUCAGAGCCAAGUGAUGCAUUAUCAAAACUUAUGAAAGAUACCAUUGAACAUCCAUGGCAACAGGUGUUUAGUGAAGGAAAAACUAAAUGGAAUAUAAGUACUAGAAUGUUGUCGGGAAAUCUUGAAGGCUACAUUCUCAAAUUUUUUGUCAGUGCAUCAAAAGCGAAAAGAGUUUUAGAAGUUGGAAUGUUUACUGGUUGUGGCGCCCUUGGUAUGGCGGAAGUAAUGCCAGAUGACGGGAAGGUCGUGACCUGUGAAUUUGACCCAUACUUGGUGAAAUUAACUAGAACAUUUUUGGACAGGUCCCCGCACGGAAAAAAGAUAACUAUUCUUGAAGGUCCUGCAUUAGACAGUUUAAAUGACCUUGGCAAGAAAGGAGAGAAAUUCGACUUCAUCUUUAUAGAUGCGGAUAAACCGGGUUAUUGUGACUAUUUUAAUGUAUCGAUAAAAUACCUUUUAGCACCAGGUGGUACUAUUGCUCUGGACAACACAUUACACUAUGGUAAACCGUAUCUAAAAGACUCGCCUGAGGAUGAACCAAUUAACGAUAUGCUAAUGACCAGGGAUGAUGUUUAUCAUGUAUGUAUUCAUUCAUGA